Molecule: messenger RNA, 2195 nt
Organism: Selaginella moellendorffii
Lineage: Eukaryota; Viridiplantae; Streptophyta; Lycopodiopsida; Selaginellales; Selaginellaceae
Product: pentatricopeptide repeat-containing protein At1g63330
Exons: 2
Coding region: 95-2104 (669 amino acids)
Molecular function (GO): protein binding
Source: RefSeq, a predicted model, not a curated record
UAAAAUUUGAUUAAUAAUUUUUUAUGUACAAUAAAAGCCGAAAAAAAUCCAGGUAGCUCUUUAAAACCCUAAUGCGGGGGUUUUUCUAGGGCUCAUGGCUGUCAAGGUCUUGAUCGAACUCCUGCGCGGGGCGGAAAUGCGCGGAAUCACGGCCAGAGAGGUUCUCGACAGGUACUCCCUCGCAAUCACGCCGCAGAUCUUCCACGAGGCUAUGGCGAGCGUGCGCAAGACCGACAUUGCGCUAGAUUUCUUCCGCUGGGCGCCAACGCAGGCCAAGUUCGAGCACGACACGCAGACCUGCAAUUCCCUGCUGCGCGUCGUCGUAGAUGAGGGCCGUCCAGGCGAGGCGCACAGAUUAUUCACAGAUCUCCUCCUGCCGCUCCACUAUCCAUCCGUGGCGAGCUACAAUCUCCUCGUCCGGGGCUACUGCGAGGCCGGGGAGGUGUGCAAGGCGCUGCGGCUCGUCAAGGAGAUGAAAGCUCGCGAUCUGGCGCCCAACGAAGCGACGCACGGUGAGAUUCUCAAGGGCUUUUGCCAGAUUGGGAGGAUGGAAGAGGCCUUGGAACACUUCAGGUCGGUGAUUGAUACUAGUGGAGUCGACCCUGCCAUGUACAAUACACUGAUUGAUGGGUUUUGCAAGGUGGCGAAGCUAAGCGAUGCUUUCAACCUCGCGGAGGAGAUGAUCGUGGACCUGGGAUGGAUGCCCAGUGCUGUGACUUGCAACACGCUGGUGGCGGGGCUUUGCAAGGCCGGGAGCUUUGACAAGGCUGUCAAGCUCUUCACACGGAUGGCGGAGAGAACCAAGAGGAACUCCACGAUGGUAACGCUUGCCGCUGCGAAUGCUCUGAUCGAUGGGCUGUGCAGGGCCGGAAGAGUAGACGAGGCUCUAGAGCUGGUUUUCGAGAGAUGCAAGGACAAAGCUAUGAUCAACGCUGUCACUUACGGCAUUCUUAUCCAGGGGCUUUGCAAGUCGAAAAGAGUGGAGGAUGGAUUGAGGCUUUUGGAGGAGAUGUCGACGAGCAGGGGUCUGAAUCCAGACGCCGCGACUUACAACAGUAUCGUUGCUGGAUUUUGCGAGCUAGACAUGGUGGAACAGGCACUCGAGUUUUUCAGCAACGUUACGCAAGGGAACAAGUGCGCUCCGGAUCCUGUCAUGAUUGGCACUCUUGUGAAUGGGCUCUGUAAGUCGGGACGGAGCUUGCAAGCCUUGGAGCUGCUCGAAGAGAUGGAUCGAGUGGGAUGCCAACCAAGUUCUCAAGUCUACUGUUUGAUGAUCGAGGAGCUUUGUAACAGCGGGGAAGCUGACAAAGCUUGCAAGCUUCUUCAUGAAACGUUGAGGAAGGGGCGUGCUCCAGCAAACACAGGGACAUACACGAUGAUCGUAGAUGGUCUCUACAAGACACACAGGCCGGAAAAAGCUCGCAGGCAUCUCAAAGGGAUACUGAGCUCGAGCUUGAGUGCUCCAAGCGUGGUCACUUCGUGUGCUAUCAUCGACGGUCUUUGCAAGUCUGGAAGGUUUUCCGAAGCACGCUGGUUUCUACUUUCGAUGGGCCAGAUGGGAUCCAAAGCCAACACUCACAUCUACAAUUCCUUGCUCGGCGGGCUGUGUAAGGCAGCAAAGAUGGGCGAGGCUCUUGCUUUCUUUCACGAGAUGCAAGACGAAGGCCUACCAAGUGUUGUCACUUACAACAUUCUUCUCGACGGAUUCUGCAAGGUCGUGAAGAUUGAGGAAGCUUGCGCAGUUUUUGUUGCGAUGGUGGACGCCAAAUGCCUUCCAACUGCAGUCACUUACAAGACUCUAACAGAAGGCUUUACCAGGUCUGGAAAGAUGGCUGAAGACUAUCAGUUCGCUGACCAGCGAGAUGGUUUUCCGAAAGGACUGGACAUAAUCUUGUCAAGGCUGAAGAAUCUGGAGCCUGGCUUUCAAGUUAUCUACAUGAUGGUCGACAAAGGUCUCAUAAAGCUGAUGACUGUGAACUCGAUAAUACGGCGGCUCUGGAAGGCUGGAAUGGGUGAUCAGGCGGACAAGCUAGCUCAAACUUUGGUCAAGAAGGGUGGCAUUCCUCCUGCAGUUAUGCGUGCGGCAGUCACGGAUGGUUUAUAAGCUCCCGACAAAUGCCGAGCACCUUGAGGACGUCUUAUUCUUGGACGGGAAUUCUGCCUAUGUAGUUCGCUGAAAGGCUGCCGAGGUAGAG